Molecule: messenger RNA, 2214 nt
Organism: Opisthorchis viverrini
Lineage: Eukaryota; Metazoa; Platyhelminthes; Trematoda; Opisthorchiida; Opisthorchiidae
Exons: 19
Coding region: 1-2214 (737 amino acids)
Biological process (GO): clathrin coat assembly; synaptic vesicle budding from presynaptic endocytic zone membrane; clathrin-dependent endocytosis
Cellular component (GO): clathrin-coated pit; extrinsic component of presynaptic endocytic zone membrane; clathrin-coated vesicle
Molecular function (GO): SNARE binding; phosphatidylinositol-4,5-bisphosphate binding; clathrin heavy chain binding
Source: RefSeq, a predicted model, not a curated record
AUGACGACGAAGGCCGCCAGUAAGGUGGUAAAACAGUUAGCUGGCAGUGGAACGGGUCAAAGUUUAAUGGACCGGGUCACACAAGCCAAAUAUAGUCUUGCAGGAUCCGGUCUGGGUAAAGUUGUGGCGAAAGCAACGACGGAGGAGAUCGGAGCCCCGAAGAAAAAACACAUAGACUAUCUCGUCAACUGCAGUAAUGAACCGAAUGUAUCUAUUCCACUUCUUGCUGGAUUGCUUGUGGAGCGUACACAAGAAAAAUCCUGGAAAUUUUCGCAUUAUCUUGCUUCCAAUAACUGUCCAAUGAAUCUGCCGAACUUCAAUGACAAAAGCAGUGCGCAAUCCUACGAGAUGUCAUUGUUCAUCCGCCGUUAUUCGCGGUAUAUCAGCGAGAAGAUAUCCUCCUAUCGAGCUAUGGCUUUUGAUUUCUGCAAAGUUAAACGCGGACGAGAUGAUGGUGUUUUACGAACCAUGCCAGUUGAGAAGCUUCUAAAGGCGCUUCCGGUGCUCUCCGAACAGCUCGGUGUGCUACUUGAAUUUGACGCACUUGAAAAGGAUCUGAACAACGCAAUAAUUAAUGCCGCUUUUCUGCUAUUAUACAAGGAUCUAAUACGGUUGUUCGCCUCCUACAACGAGGGCAUGAUGAAUCUGAUUGAAAAGUACUUCUCCCUGAGGCGUAAACAGUGUCGUGCCGGCCUGGAUUUGUACCAUGCUUUCCCCGAUUUACAAGCCAAACUCACGGAGUUCUUGUCAGUUGCUGAGAGUUUGGGAAUCGGGGACAAGGACAGUCUUGGUUUGCAGCCAGUUCCACCUAAGGUGAUUCAGGCCAUGGAGCAGCAUCUAGCAAUUUUAGAGAGCAAAAAGGGCUCCGAUGAUGAAGAUGAAACUGCCACUGAACACCCGGCACGACCUACGGCGCCAAAAAAGCCUACAGUAUCCGUACCACUUCCGCAGGUAAAGCCAGCUGUUCCGCAAAAACCAACCGUUCCACCUUCACCUACACGAACCCCGGUCAAAUCGCAUGAAACACCCGUGCAUUCACAUGAAACAGAACCAGAGCAAGAAGCUACAAGGUCAUCAACACCUGAGGCAGAUCAGCAAGAGGCGACCGCCGUAUGUCCAGCUGUGAUAGUGAAUGAUGAAGAUGGUGUACCGUCAGAAAUGCAAGCCGAAAUCAUUGCUACAGCUACGAAUCAUUUCUCCGACUCAAUCAUCAAAAGCAACGAGGCCGUGAAACGAUCCGUUCAGCAAACGACUAUUAGCACUCCGGUCCACACACAAUUUGGCCGCAACAAAACCGAGCCACGUUCUGUCACGAUUCACUCGGUAUCCCCGGCGCGUUCAAGAAGCCCUUCACCUGCACGACCUCCGCGUCCUCAUCCUGAACAACCGGUCCCCGAUCAGCCAGCAAGUGACGGUGAACUUGAAGGCACCAACCCGGAAAUCGGCACCGAACUAGCGCAGUCAAAGCGAAACCUAUCCCUUCUGGGUCUAAACGAGAAACAGCAAGAUGGAAGCGUCUCACCGAUUUGUGCGAGCCCAUUUGCUGCAGACGAGCAGGAUGGCGAACCAGCCAGUGGACCACCGGCUUGGCCCGAAGUUCCUGAUCAACCGGAUCAGUCAGGCUUUAAAGCUGCAUUCGAAUCUUCCAGCACUCAGCAACCACCUGCAGAUGUUUCGGCGCCACCGCCUGCUCCCGUGUCACAUGGCUCAGCCCUAGAUGAUCUGCUUGGGCUUGAUCUGCUCGGUUCGGAAGGCGGGGAAUCGGUCAGCAUCACCCCCACCCCAGUCGUCGUUGACAACAAAGCAUCUACAGCUCCAACUUCGGAAUCUAAACCCGCUAGUUACGGAUUAGAUGAUCUGCUGUCAUUGGAUCCGUUAUUAAGCGGCAACGCGCCUGAGAGUACGACAACUUCGCAGCUACAACCCUCGCCUGGCGCUAACUUACUAGCAGGUCUAAAACAAGUCGACUCGACUAUUCCCAUACGCCCGGCAGCACCAGCCUCAUCGCAGAACAAGAAUCCGCUGGACGCAUUGGAUAGCACGCUCAUGAAUUUGGCCUCAAGUUUGGGCGGACAGCACGGAUGGGGUUCCAGUAACCCUAAGGUAUCCACCACUUGUCAUGUUGAUCCACAGGUUAUGUUUUCAUCAUAUAUCAUUCGGAGCUCGAUCGACUGUUUUCUUCUAACGGCUCUGUUGGGUACAGCACAUUUAUAA